This is a messenger RNA of Nilaparvata lugens (brown planthopper), 3566 nucleotides long. RefSeq names its product 2-oxoglutarate dehydrogenase-like, mitochondrial. Bases 566 to 3514 code for a protein of 982 amino acids. Gene Ontology annotation, cellular component: oxoglutarate dehydrogenase complex; mitochondrion. Lineage: Eukaryota; Metazoa; Arthropoda; Insecta; Hemiptera; Delphacidae. The record is from RefSeq and is a predicted model, not a curated record. Gene Ontology annotation, molecular function: oxoglutarate dehydrogenase (succinyl-transferring) activity; thiamine pyrophosphate binding. The transcript has 13 exons. Gene Ontology annotation, biological process: tricarboxylic acid cycle.
UUUCAUUAAACUGGUUCAAUACAAAGCUAAAAACUUGGAAUAUUUCAAUGAAGUUUCGAGGUACUGUUACAAUACACUUGGAAAAAAAUGUUUAAAUGAAUAUAUUUCUGUAGAUAUAAAUUACACAACAAAUAAACUUAUUGCUUCUGAAAUAUUAUGCUAUUUGGUACAAGCAGUAGUAUUAAACUACCAGCAGUAUCUUUUAAAAAAGCCAAGGUGAAUAGUAUUUAUUUUUAAUUUUAAUGAAGAACUGCUAAGUUUGAAUAUUCUCAUAUGUUUAUAUUACCGUUGUGAUUAAAAUCUAUUAUCUGUAUAACAAAAAAAUAAAGAAAUAAAAUAAAAACAGCUAGCUUCUGUAUUGCAAGUGCUCUAAAUCUGUCUGUACCACAUGAUAUUAUAAUUUAGAGAUUUUUGUAUUGCAUUAAAUUUGUUCAGGAAUAACCAAUAAAUAUUUGAUUGCGUUUUUUGUUUCAUUUAUAUUUUAGUAAGAUUUUAAAGCUUUCAAAUUGUUUUUACUAAUUUACAAUUUAACUAAUUAAAAAAUUUAUUUUGUUAUUGGAUUAAAAUGUUGAAGUCAACAAGUUAUUGUGUAAAAAAGUUAAGCUACUUGAGAAAGUUUAAAAACCAAAACAAUGUCAAGUACUACAGCCAAUAUGCGGAGGAAAUGCGGAAGUUCUGGGAUAAGGAUCCGACAAGUGUUCAUCCCUACUGGGAUGCAAAUUUUAGAUCAAAGCAGCAUAUCCAGGAUAAACCAAGGAGUCAGCUAAAAACUAAGGAAACAACACAAUUGAAUGAUGUGAGACCAAUAGGCCUACCGCACAGUGGGGACUCGCACCAAUUUGAAUGUAACGAGCUAUCAUCCUCUUCUGAAGAGACUAUCAUCGUGAACAAUCUGAUCAGGACUUACCAAUUGAGAGGGCAUUACAAGGCAAACAUAGAUCCUUUGAACUCGUCCCGAGGGCCUCUCGUGAAAAAGGACAAAAGUAAAGGGAAAAUGUUUAAACCACCGGUUUGGCUCGAUACUAAAACUUCCAUUUGUUUGCCAAACAGUACUUAUAUUGGCUACGGCAGACAAAAAUCGCUUCCGUUUGAAGAAAUAGUGAAGCGACUCGAGUACACCUAUUGCAACUCAAUUGGCGUGGAAACUGUUCACAUGCGAUCGGUCGAGCAAAUCGAUUUCAUCAGACAACGCAUGGAGCUUGAGCAAGUGCCACCGCCAAUGUCGAGAGAGAAAAAAGUUCGAAUUUUGACGGAUCUCAUCAAAGCUGGAGACUUUGAAAAGUUUCUGGCGAAGAAAUGGCCGUCCGAGAAACGGUUUGGACUGGAAGGCAAUGAUAGUUUUAUACCGGCUAUGAACUAUUUGGUUGAAUGUGGCGCGUCUCUGGGAGCCAAAUCUUUUAUACUUGGUAUAGCCCACAGAGGCCGUCUCAACACCCUAACCAAUGUGCUCAAAGUUAAUCCGAAGCAUUUAUUCACCGCCUUUCAGAAAAUAGACAUUUCCGAUGACAUAAGAGGGACUGGAGACGUGAAGUAUCAUUUGGGUACAACUACUCACAUCGCUACUGCUGGCUCCGACGAGAAAGUCAAGAUAUCACUGCUGUCAAAUCCGUCGCAUUUGGAGGCAGUCUGUGCACUUGUUUUGGGAAAAGUAGCUGCUGAGAAUAUGUUGGAUGGCAAAGAUGGUGAAUCGAAGACUUGGCCAAUUUUAAUCCAUGGUGACGCUGCUAUGGCAGGCCAGGGAGUGGUCUAUGAAUGUAUUCAACUCAGCCAAUUGGAAAAUUAUUCUUCUGGAGGCGCAAUACAUAUUGUCAUCAAUAAUCAGAUAGGCUUCACAACCAAUCCGAAGUACUCGUGUUCGUUUGAGUAUCCAACUGGAAUUUUGAAGAUGAUCGGAGCUCCCGUGUUCCACGUGAACGGUAACGAUGUUGAUGCAGUCAUUCAUUGCUGUCAGGUGGCUGCUCAGUACAAGGCUACAUUCCACAUGGAUGUUGGAAUAAAUAUAAUGGGCUAUCGAAAAAACGGCCAUAAUGAAACUGAUGAGCCCAGAUUUACUCAACCAUUGCUCUACAAAAAAAUUGACGCCAUGAAACAUGUUCAAGACAUUUAUGCUGAUCAGUUGAUAGCUGAGCAGGUGGUGACCAAAGAAGAUGUCGACAAAAUAAGAAAAGAUUACGAACAAGAACUUGAAUCUUUGUUCGUGGAAGCGUCUAAAGAGAAGCAUUUUGACCAGAGUGUAUGGGUGGAUACACCUUGGAUAAAUUCUUUCAAAGAUAAAGAUCCAAUGAUGGUUCCCCAGACAGGAGUUGAUCGGAGUGUGCUGGAUACAUUGAGCAAAGUUCUCUCGACUCCACCUGAAGACAUCAAGGCCCAUCAGUCACUAGUUCGCAUAUUCAGAAACCGAGCCGGUCACCUGGAGAAUGGAGUUGUUGAUUGGUCUUGCGCUGAGUCUUUCGCGUUCGGUAGUUUGUUGAAGGAAGGUAUCACGGUGCGUGUGAGUGGCCAGGACGUGGAGCGUGGCACAUUCAGCCAUCGCCAUCACGUGAUACAUGACCAGACCGAGUUCACGUAUCGAACCUUCAAUCUGCUCGAUAAUGUCUUUCCAAAUCAGGCCAACUACACAGUGAGCAACAGCACCCUGUCGGAAUUCGGCGUGUUGGGCUUCGAGGUGGGAGCCAGUCUGGCGUCAGCUGAUGCGCUGGUCAUGUGGGAGGCGCAAUUCGGCGACUUUGCCAAUACGGCACAAGUGAUAAUCGAUCAAUUCAUUGCGUCGGGAGAGAGCAAGUGGUUGCGCCAGUCAGCUAUCACCCUGCUGUUGCCGCAUGGGCUCGAAGGUAUGGGUGCAGAACACUCAAGUGCCCGUCUCGAACGCUUCCUGCAGCUGAGCGACGACGACGAGAGUGACGUCACACCCAACAUGGCGGCACAAAUGGCAGCCGCCAAUUGGCUGGUGGCCUUCCCCUCGACCCCCGCCAACCUGUUCCACCUGCUGAGGCGGCAGGUGAAGCUCAACUACCGCAAGCCGCUGGUCGUGAUGGCGCCCAAGGCUCUGCUCCGCUUGCCCGCCUGUGUGUCGCCCCUCGACCACUUCAUCACUGGCACCAUGUUCAAGCCCUACCUACCAGAUCCCCAGGUACCAGCCAGCGACAAAGUUAAAAAACUAAUAUUCUGUACGGGCAAAGUAUACUAUGAGCUGAGCGAGGAACGCGCCAACAAGAAGCUGAUAGACUCAAUCGCAAUCUCCAGAAUAGAACAGCUAUUUCCUCUGCCUUACGCCGAAAUAAUGGAAGACGCCCUCAAGUCGUACCCUAAUGCGCGCGUAUUUUGGGCACAGGAAGAGCACAAGAACAGUGGUGCUUGGUCAUAUAUGGCGCCAAGGCUGAAUAAUGCACUAGGCAACAAGAAGGGACCGGUGAACUAUAUUGGGAGACCGCCAUCUUGUGUUGCCGCCAACCAUUUGAAAGCCGAGUACGAUAAUGAGCGGCGGGCGUUUUUAGACAAGGCUAUGGAGGUUUGAAUAAAUUGAGAUUGUUUGUUAUUGAACCUUUUAUUGUAAAAUCUAUGAAUGU